Molecule: messenger RNA, 3328 nt
Organism: Dermacentor andersoni
Lineage: Eukaryota; Metazoa; Arthropoda; Arachnida; Ixodida; Ixodidae
Biological process (GO): regulation of canonical NF-kappaB signal transduction
Cellular component (GO): cytoplasmic side of plasma membrane; plasma membrane signaling receptor complex
Molecular function (GO): tumor necrosis factor receptor binding
Source: RefSeq, a predicted model, not a curated record
CACGUCGAGGCUUCUGGAGAACGCUCUGGGGAGCCAGUAGCAGCAAGCUUGUUUGCAUUGGGUGACCUUAUCGCUGACGCAGCGACUCCCCUGAGCACUCGCGGAAACGUGGUGCGGAUAAAGACACGUUAUAUGCUUAUCGGCGUGUGUAGCAAGCGUUUUGUGUGCACCGAAGCUGCAGCGUGUCGCGGACCUCUUGUCGAGAGAGUUUUUGAGGACAACUAACAUGUCGCGCCACGAUGUCAAAAUAUCGAUGCGUCGUCUCUUCUCCUGCGCAGUCCUCAAGCCUCAACUAUAGAAAUGAGAGUCGCCUUGUCAGCGUGCCAGAUGAUUGCUGCUCUCAUCAUCUCGACUCGUAGUCAAUCGCGGGCAUAGCGCAAACAGCGAUAACUGGAUUCCAAACGAAGUGGAAGACAUGGUUUGAUCUCGGUGGAUGAGUCAUUCACUCUCCUGCAGACAGUGGUCACAGACCCUUCACGAUAAGUACGUAAUCACUUUGUCGCUGCGCCUAGUGAUUACAAAUCGCAGUUUAGGCGUGCCAGUCCAUUCGGGAGCAACAGGCAAGGACGCUAAUGAAACCGUUACCAUGGGACUACGAUACUCUAUCAGUGAAGCCUACGCCGCUCCUGCAUAGCGUAGCCGCCCAAGCACAACGGAAAGACAAACGCGGCACCUUAUCUUCUACGCAUUGAUUAAGAGUCGAUAACACCCUUCGGAGAAUCUCUGGCGAAGUCCUCGGAGGAGCCCCCGGUGGCACUGAGCUCAUCGGAACGUCGCUGCAAACGUCGCUCGCCGAGACGAUGGCACCUCGGAGCUCCUACACGCUGCGCGGGUACUCGCGAGAGCUCGACUGGAGGCCCACGCGGUUCGUGGGUCCCGUGCCCUCGGUCCGGGUGUGCAGCCUGUGCGGCCUCAUACCGGACGCGACGGUGCAGCUGCCCUGCGCACACGUGCUCUGCGGCCUGUGCUUCGACGGUUGUCUCCGCCAAGGGGGCGUGUGCCCCAUCGACGGCCAGGGCUUUGCUCGUGAAGACGCCGAAUGGAUAUCGCUGUCGCUCGAGAGCUUCAUGCGGAGGAAGGUGCGAUGCUGGAAUGACGUAAAUGGUUGCGACGCCGUCGUCGAAGUUUCCAAGAUUGCAGACCACUUCAGCAACGAGUGUGCCUUCCACGCCACUUCCUGCUCAAGGUGCGGCUUCACGGUUCUUCACAGGGACGUCGUUGAACACCUCAAGUCCGGAUGCCGCUCCGCCGUCGUGCCGGGCACGACGGUCCCGGUUAUGACGGACGCCCAGAGCCAGUGCAGCGAAGUCGUCGAGCACCUCAAGUCCGAAUGCCUGGCGACCGCCGUGCAGGACAUGACUGUUCCGGCUACGUGUGACGCCCAAAUCCAGUGCAACGAAUGGAGCGUCACGAACAUGAGUGGACAGACCGACAAAGCCUUGGCACAGGCCACCGCGGCGCUGGAGCUCGCGUCUACGCAGAAGGAAUCUCUGGAAGCAGACCUGAAGGAGCUGAAGGAACUCCUGGCGCAAAGCUUCGCUGUUCUGAAGGCCAUGGAGAAAAGUUCGGUGGAGGCCCGGAGUGAGAGUUCAGAUAGGAGCGGCAAACGGCGAUCCUUGAGACACCGAGAGGGUAAUGGCAGCUCGGUCAAGCAGCUUCGGGAAGGCAUCGGUGAAGUACUGAGGGCGUGGAAAGACUAUCAGGCCAGGAGUCUGAACGCGCAUCGCAGCGAUUCGAGCGAGAGUUGCAGCGACAGGUCCGAGCCAUCCGCGGCUACGCCGGGUCCUGUCGCUUGCAGCGUCUGUCACGACUGGUGUGUCGGAAGCUACGCGGCGCUCAAAGAAGUCGCGCUCAGGGACGGCACAGUGGACGUGCCCAGUAGUUCGGGCUACUUCUUCGGCUACCGCAUCGAGCCCAUGAUCCGCUUCAAAACGCAUGGCAGCAGCCUCAGGAUGCACUUCGGGCUACAGGUGCUGCGGGGCGAAAAUGACCAGCAACUCAUGUGGCCGUUCCACCACUACGUACGGCUCUGGCUGGUGGUGCCGUCUGGCAAUGCGAGCAGCGGCUUGCCGCUGGAGAUCAUGCCGGAGACGGUCGACGGCCCGCUCUACGCCAGGCCCGCCGAAGGCUCGCGCGGCAACGGACCCUGCUUGAGCGCAGCCUCGGUCGACCUCAGGGCUCUCGAAUCUGGCGGUUACAUUGAGCAGGACAAGCUGCGGCUGCGCUUUGAAGUGCUACCGUGACGCGCGACGUGAGGUACCGGCAAUCAGCGCGCACAAUGUCGAUCAGCGGAGUCGGUGAUAGAAGGAUAGUUUGUUCACGUGAAAGCUAGAGUUGUUGUUCCGAACUGGAGUGCCUGAGAGUGCUGCAGUUCACCAGAAGGAGGAAAUGGUAGCAGAGGAAGUGAUCUAUGAUGAUCAUGGUGGUGUUGAGAAGGAGGAGAAAGACGAGAGAGUGCGUAUGUAUAAGUACAGUGGGGAGGUUGUCAACAGUGCUCGACAAUAUGCGCUGGCACUCAGAAAGUAUAAUAGGUACAGUUUUAAAAUCGGCAGCUAUUUAGAGUAAGGGUUCGCGAGAAAGUUCCGCCAUGACACUCCUGCAGCAAUCGUUCAUUGAGGGACUGUUUUCCCGCUUCAUUCUUGCACAGACUGUAGCUCUUAAACCGCCCGUCCAAUCGCUUGAUUUACAAAAAAUUUCCUACUUGACACUCGAUGCCAUUCUUCCAGCUACAUGAUCACGCAGUGGGCCUAAGACGGUGGUACAAGGCGAUAAUUUAGUAAAAAAAAAAUUUCAAUAACGUGCCUCCACGAGCGAGGCAAGAACGUAUAGUAGCGCUUCAGUUAGCAGUGGUAGUCGAUGCCUAAAAUGAGGAUAGUCGAACAUGUGAUACCUGAGAAUCUUUGCUUCUUCAAGUUUCAGCUGACAUGCCCAUCAGGCAUUCUAGACUCGCGCAUAGCCUGCAAUGAAUAUAGUCGUGGUUGCAUCACUGCCAAUCUCUACAUUGUUAGACUGUGCCUUACUCAUAUAUUUUAUAUCGCCCUGAAAGGCACCUUCGUAUACUUACCUGCUCAUCGUAUCUGAGUUUGCACAAGCCACUGGACUGCGGUACAGUCGCUCAUGUUUUGCCUUUCUUCAACAAGGCGUCAGGGGACAUUAACGAGGUGCCCGCCGAGGCAUAUACCUGUACAUUGUCCACACCAUCCGCUUUUCAAGAAGUUCAUUCAAAGAUAGUCAACACAUGCAAUCCUUUCAUACGCCUCCCAACCCGUAUAUAUCACUGUACAUCAAAUAUUUGCCGUACUCAUGAGUCAAUAAAGAAAAACGUAGA